AUGUCUCCUCAGUGUGAGAGCGUGCAGCUGAUGCUGGAGGCUCUGGGGGCCCAGCGGGGGGCCCUGCCCCCUCAGGUGGAGGGUCUGGAGGGUCUGGGGGGUCUGGAGGGUCUGCAGCAGGACGUGGGCCGGCUGCAGGUCUGGGCCUCGGGGCUGACGGAGAGACGAGCUCAGCUCCAGAGCAGCCUGGCGGCGCUGAGGAACGCCGUGGGACAGAUAGAGGAGAGAACCUCCGCCAUCACCAAGGACUUCAGCAACAAGGUGGCGUCGGUGAGGACGGAUGUGCGGCGGAUGGAGGGGCUGCAGGCGGAGCUGGAGGCUCUGGUCUCUCAGGUGGAGCAGCUGGAGGAGAAAGCCUCUCAGGUGGAGCACGACAUGGUGAAACGCAUCGGGGACGUGCUGGCCAACAGCAUCGACAGAGUCUCAAAUCUCCGAGCUGCGUCCGAACGCAACACCGAGGCCAUCCAGAAGCUGCGUACCCGCCUCCCCGAGCUCUCCGCCGCCCACCAGCUGAUGUCUGAGCGGCUGGCGGAGCUGGAGAGCAGCAGAGCUCGCCUCAUCAGGACCGCCAGCUUCGCCAGCGACCUGAAACCUAAAGUUGCUGCUAUUAAAAGAGACUUUGCAGCGUUUGAGCCUCAGCUGUCAGAUCUGACUCUGAGGAUAGGAAGACUGGCCGAGGAGCUCCUGGAGAGAGAGGAGGAGGUCAGAGAGCUGAGACUCUCGCUGGAGAACCUCACGGCCGUGGAGGGAGAUCUGAGUAGAACAAGUCAACAGAUUAAUGAGAUAACUGAUAGAACUGAUAGAACUGAAAUAAAUGAAAUAACUGAUAUUACUGAGACUCAGCAGACAACAUGAACA
This is a messenger RNA of Centropristis striata (black sea bass), 858 nucleotides long. Its product is annotated as inhibitor of nuclear factor kappa-B kinase-interacting protein-like. Bases 1 to 855 code for a protein of 284 amino acids. The record is from RefSeq and is a predicted model, not a curated record. Lineage: Eukaryota; Metazoa; Chordata; Actinopteri; Perciformes; Serranidae. The transcript has 3 exons.